Molecule: messenger RNA, 2956 nt
Organism: Haplochromis burtoni (Burton's mouthbrooder)
Lineage: Eukaryota; Metazoa; Chordata; Actinopteri; Cichliformes; Cichlidae
Gene: sorbs3
Product: sorbin and SH3 domain containing 3
Molecular function (GO): protein binding
Source: RefSeq, a predicted model, not a curated record
GCCCCACCAGGGAGGAAAGGCUCAUCAAGUUCUCAGGAAUUGGCCCAGUGGAUGAGACUGGGAUGCCCAUUGCUUCAAGAUCAAGUGUGAACAAACCCAAAGACUGGUACAAGAGCAUGUUCAGGCAGAUUCACAAGAAGCCAGAAGAACCUGAGCUGGAGCCUUCAGAGAAGUGGUCAGCUGAAAGGAUGCAGUUGUCUGCCAACACAGAAGAAGGUAAUGAAGCAGACAAGAACCUCUUCAGACUAACACCUCAUGGAGCUCUACCAGACUGGAGCGAGGAUGUAGAUAGACUGUCAGACCCAGGAAAGCAGCACGCUCAACCAAAGAGCAUAUUCGACUUUGAGCCUGGAAAGAGCACCACCUCAGAAAGCCACAGUCAGUCACAUCUAUAUGCACAGAAGCUACAAGAGACACCCAAGUCUCCUUCAAUAGAGGCCAGUUUGGUGUCUGAGCUGAGUCGAUUUGAGGCUGAGCUGGACUCGGAUAUUCAAGGCCUGGAGCGGAGACUUUCCCAGAAGAAGCAGCAUCGAGGCUGGGGUGAGGAGGCUAGAGGGAGGGAUCCAGUAACUGCUCCAAAGAGUGGCGCUACUAGUUACAGCAAUUCAUCAGCAUCAAAGCAGCCUGUCCAUCACUUUGUUGGCCCAUCAUCACCCUCUGUGCCCACAUAUGUAGAACGUCUUUCGCCUGCAAAUGAAACCAUGGAGGUCCCACCUAAAAAAGAGGAGAAAAGGAUGAAAGCAGCACGAGCCAAGUUUGAUUUCCAGGCUCAGUCACCCAAGGAGCUCCCACUGCAGAAAGGCGACAUUGUUUACAUCCACAGGAAGGUAGAUGCCAACUGGUUUGAAGGAGAGCAUCAUGGAAGAGCUGGUAUUUUCCCCACAACAUAUGUGGAGGUUUUGCCUCCUACAGAAAAACCGACACCUAUAAAGUCUCCCACUCUGCAGGUGCUGGAGUAUGGGGAAGCUGUGGCUCUAUUUAACUUCAAUGCGGAGCUACCUGUUGAACUUUCUUUCCGUAAAGGUGAGGUGAUCAGCAUAACCAGGCGAGUUGAUGAUCAGUGGUUGGAGGGCAGGAUUCCAGGAACAAGUCGCAGCGGCAUCUUCCCAGCCAAUUACGUUCAGGUCAACAAGAUGCCCCGCACCAAAUACUCCAUGGAUGACUACUCACCGGGACCCAUGUCACCCGUCUCUCCUGGACCCCAGAGUCCAGGACGUCCACUGCACUCACCUUCCCCGCGGUCACCGCUGUCCCCUUUCACCUACACUUCCCUGAGCCCCAAACCUGACCACUCCCCCGUGAAACCGUCUUCACCUUCACUGCUCGGCAGCCCAGCUUCACAGUCACGCUCUCCCACUCAGACACCCGUGCCCAAAGAAAUGGCUAAUCGCUUGCACCACAUCAUUUCCAAACCGGUUUCACCCACCAACCACAACAAUCACUGGGCUGGGACACCCUCAGCUAACCAGAGUGCCGCCGUUAAAACCAUUUCACCCUCCACUCAUUCAUCAACGUCAGCACACAGAGCGGGAGCUCCCACAGCGAACACUCCCCGAUACUCUGACCACUCGCAGGGUGCAAUACCUAAUCAGGCUGCUCCACAUGCCAACUCCCUGCCGCAAACGCAAGCACCAAACAGCCCCGGUUCACUGAUGGUGCAACACCAACCGUAUAAAGCUGUUUACAACUACAAACCACAGAAUUCAGAUGAGUUGGAGCUCAAAGAAGGAGACAUUGUUCAAGUGGUGGAGAAAUGUGAUGAUGGCUGGUUUGUAGGUACGUCAGAACGGACUCGUGCUUUUGGGACUUUUCCUGGGAAUUACGUGGCACCGGUUUGACUUCCUCACUUACUGCUUGCCCACAUCCAUCAGGGGUCAUUAGAGGCCAACUAAUAAUGCCAAUAUCCACCACACUCCCCAAGUGUUGAUUAGUACAGCCUGCAUGUUCAUGAUGUGAAAGGGAAAUGAUGUGAUUUCUCACCUCACCUCCCUGCAUGUUACCAUGUGUACCACAGAGAUUCAAUGAGCAUAUUUUCAAGCACAUCACUUCAGAAGAUUGAAUGAAUGCAGAUGACACUGUUUCAGAUUGAAAGAAUGGAUUCUAUUGUUCCGCGACUCUUUGCAGCUGCAGGAAAUUUGCAUUUCUCCCCACUGAACAGCACUGUUUCUCCAGAGGUCCUCACAGUACGAUACUGCAUUCAGCUUUUCAUCACCACAGUGCCGUCACAAACCACUGAAGUUUCAGUGAAGACCAGAACCUUUUCUAGCUUUCAUGGAAUAUUAAUAUUUCCUUCAAAUAUUUUCCCCAGAUUUUCUUUCAGAUCUCUGAACAGACCCGACGCAGUUUUGAGGAAACAACACGAUAAUCUGUAAAUGGUGCUCAAAGUAAAGUGCAGUGAGGGCUCAGACAUAUCAACCUAUGAAUGCUGAAAAGUAUAAAAUGCAUGUAUUGGUCGCCUAAGCAAGUUAUUGAUUGUAUAAUGGAUGGUAUUUCUCAUUUAUAAGAAACAAAGUUAAACGGAAAAUUUGAAAGUAAAGAGAUGGAAUGUGUUUGAUGCUGUAAGAGAAGUAUUUGCUUUGAAAUUGAAUGUACAAGAUGAGCUGUGUCUGUAAGUCAAGACUAGACGAUGGCUUCACAGCGAUUGGCUGAAUGAUCUUUUAAGGUAUCUGAAUUUAUUCUGAAUGUGCCAAAGCUAACCUUUAUUCACACGCCUGUGUUAACCUGCACAUUCCCAGCUCACUUUAUUCUUGCUACAUUGUUCUACUACUGCUUCUACAGUGUUUUCCCAGCUUAUGGGGGUAAUUUUGAUAACAGUAUUCAGAAAAUCACAUAUAUUUGUGCCCAUCCAACCUCAGAGUUUGUAAUCCUAACUAAAGCAUCUUUAUUCUAAAGUUAUUUUGCAAUUUUAUAAGAUACAUUCAUGAUUUCACUGUAAAAAAAAAAAAAUGUAUAUUUA